Molecule: messenger RNA, 2751 nt
Organism: Brenthis ino (lesser marbled fritillary)
Lineage: Eukaryota; Metazoa; Arthropoda; Insecta; Lepidoptera; Nymphalidae
Source: the annotation of a GenBank genome assembly
AUGAACUCAAAAAGCGAAACUGACGAAGCUUCAAGGGGGAGCGAAGCAUCAUCGUCAAAUAACAAUUCAACCCCAAGCAAUUCUAAAGAUCACUCUGCACCAGGUUUAUGCGCCGAUUCAGGUUCAAGCAAUACUCAAGACAUUAUGAAGCGAGCUGCAGCAAGACAAUUGAUUGAAAGAUAUUUUUAUCAGUUAUUAGAUGGAUGUGGUAAUCCUAAUUGUGAUAACCAAUAUUGUGCAUCAAGUGGAGAGGCAAGAAAUCUUACCCCUAAUGAAGCAGCAGCUGAAGCAAUAAAACUUUUCUAUAAAGAAGCCCGUCUUUGUGAUACUUUGCCUAACAAGGUGCCAAGGACAGAAGCAAGCACUUGUGACUCCAGUGCAAGCACAACUUGUACAACUUCAAGCUUAAAAGACAAAUCAAUUGAAAAGGAGAAAAAGUCUGAUUCGGCAUGCUGCAGUACAUCACCAACAGAGAAUAAGGCAGAGACACAUACUGAAGCUAGUCAUAAUGUAUCUCAAGAGGAAUAUAAAACUCUAAGUCAUAAUAAUGGUGUCCCGUUGACUGAAGAUCGUAUAUAUGAGCUAUGCAAUGAAUGUCUUCAAAGCAAAAAACCACAGACCCUAAUAAGGGCGUUAGGUGAAGCGUUUACACAACCACUAAUACUAGCUAGGUGUUUUCAAAGGAAAGUGCUUGAUAAUGAGAACUAUAGUACUGGAGAGAAAAAGUCAGAAAAGGAAUUAAAAGCAAUGUGCUCAUCAAGUGACCCAGAUAAAGAUGUGGACAGCGUGACGGGGCCAGGCCUCGAUGUCGCCUCGUGUCGGAGAGCCUUUCAGUACCUUGCUAAAGUGCCAUCAGAAUACUACAGUUCCGCAUUAGUGACAGCUCUCACGACGCUUGCUGAAAAUCUGGAGAUAGAUCUCCGGAUAGCUAGGAACAUGAGCAUGGAGGACGCGGUCAACUGCUUCGUGAUAGCCUUCGAGGUGCCGGACCUCGGCUGCAGCGACUACCUGGAGAUAGCGCUGCCCGCGCUGUGCCACGCUGCUGAACAUUUGCCUGUUAAAGCUCAAGCGAAAUUAGCUCGAGUAUGGGCCCAGCAUUGUAAAGAUAGUCUUCGCCAUAUAUUAGAAACACUACAACAGCUUAUAACACUAAGAGUCAUAUCGACAAAUUAUUCUAGAAAUUUCCAAGUUCAAGACGAUGAGAGUGUUACCAUGGCUACGAAACUCAUGAAGAUAGUAUACUACGCGAAUAUGUUAGCGGGAGCGAUCGAGCCUAACACGCUGCGGGAAGAGCCGGUGGUGAUAGCUAACCAGCUCGACCCGCUAGGCGACGCCUUGGACCAUUUAUAUCCCUUGUCCUCUAUCAAAAACUCUAAACAAGCUCAACAGGAUGAUCCUUUAGCAAUUGAAUUAGAUAUCAAUGUAUUAGACGCUAGAAAACCGUUUUUGCCAUUUGAAGAGUUCUACAACGAACCUCUUAGUGAUACUAUAGAAAUGGAUAUAGACUUAGCUAAUUGUAAAACUGAAAUAGGUAAUGGUAAAAAAUUCUCGUUCCUCAAAUACCCGUUCAUACUGACCGCGGCGACCAAGUCCCUAGGCCUCUACUACGAGAACCGUAUACGGAUGUACUCGGAGAGACGCGUGUCGUUACUGCACGCGGUGGUAGGGGCUGCCCCGCCCAUGCCCUUCCUCAGGCUCAAAGUGAGGCGCUCCCAUAUAAUAGACGACGCGCUGGUCGAGCUGGAGAUGAUAGCAAUGGAGCGUGCUCUGGAUCUCAAGAAGCAGCUCGUGGUGGAGUUCGAGGGCGAGCAGGGCGUGGACGAGGGCGGCGUCAGUAAGGAGUUCUUCCAGCUCGUAGUGGAACAGAUAUUCAACCCAGACUAUGGCAUGUUCACGCAGAGACCUGAUGAGAGUACCGUUUGGUUCAACCCGACGUCGUUCGAAACAGAAGCACAGUUCACAUUGAUUGGUAUAGUGUUAGGACUCGCAAUUUAUAACAAUAUAAUAUUAGCCGUUAAUUUCCCUAUGGUCGUGUAUAGAAAGCUUAUGGGAAAGAAGGGCUCCUUUGAAGACUUAGCUGACUGGAAUGCGACUUUAUAUAACGGUUUAAAAGACAUGUUAGAAUACACAGGCAAUGAUUUAGAAGAAGCAUAUUACCAAACGUUCAGGAUAUGUUACACAGAUGUAUUCGGCAACAAUAUUUUCCACGAUCUAAAAGAAAAUGCUGAUAACAUAUUUGUGACGCAGGAAAAUAAACAGGAAUUCGUGGACAUGUACGCGGACUUCCUCCUGAACAAGUCUGUGGAGACGCAGUUCCGCGCGUUCCGGCGCGGCUUCGUGAUGGUGACGGACGAGAGCCAGCUCGGCGCGCUCUUCCGCCCCGAGGAGGUCGAGACGCUCGUCUGCGGGAGCAAGAAUUUCGACUUCAACGAAUUAGAGAAAUCAACGGAAUACGAUGGCGGUUACACGGCCGACUCUCAGACUAUAAAGGACUUUUGGAGUAUCGUGCACAGCUUUUCUUUAGAGGACAAACGAAAACUUUUACAAUUCACUACCGGUUCUGAUCGUGUGCCAGUGGGGGGGUUGAGUCAUUUGAAGCUAGUUAUAGCCAGAAACGGCCCAGAUUGUGACCGCCUCCCCGCUGCCCAUACCUGCUUCAAUGUACUACUUUUACCCGAAUACGAGAACAAAGAAAAACUAGAAGACAGACUGAUGAAAGCCAUUAGCUAUUCCAAAGGUUUCGGGAUGCUU